AUGAGGCGCGCCAACCUUGGAACCUUGAGAUCAACGACACCUCCUUGUCUCACUCCACACACCAUGUCUCGUCGCGGCGUCGGCCUUGGAGCCUUCUCCAAUCGCAACCAAACAACCCAAUCAUGGGCAACCCAUGGCGCUAAUCUACGUUCGACACAUACGGCCUCUCUGCAGACACAGUUGUCAGUGUUCCAGUCACUCCUGCAUACGUUCGCGCUAGAGCAUAGCUCUGAGAUCAAGUCGAAUCCCACUUUCCGUGCAGAGUUUGCGCGCAUGUGCAACACUAUUGGAGUCGAUCCUCUAGCCGCAAGCAAUGUCAAAGGCAAGAAUGGCCGUCGCGGACUGGGAGAAGGAGGUAGCUUCUGGACCCAAAUCCUGGGCGGAGACAUGAAUGACUUCUAUUUCGAAGUCGCGGUUCGUGUGGUAGAGUUAUGCAGAGAGACAAGAAGUGAGAAUGGAGGUCUGAUCGGCGUUGGGGAGUGUCGCAAACGGGUGGGCAAGGGCAAGGCGAUUGGCAGCGGGCUUGAGGUUUCAGAUGACGAUAUCUUGCGCGCAGUUCGAUCUCUGGAGCCUCUUGGUUCUGGCUUCUCCAUUGUCACGGUCGGUAGUAAGCAGUAUAUUCGGUCGAUCCCGAAAGAACUCAACACCGACCAGGCGACCGUUUUGGAAACUAUCCAAGUGCUGGGCUACAUCAGCGUCUCUAUGCUGCGACUCAAUCUCAAAUGGGAGAAGGCUCGAGCGCAGACGGUCAUCGACGAUCUACUUGCCGAUGGCUUAGUCUGGGUAGAUGAUCAGGGCCCCGAGAAAGAAUAUUGGUCACCCCAGAACCUAUUAGAGGACACCGGAUGA
Messenger RNA from Penicillium olsonii, 849 nucleotides. Lineage: Eukaryota; Fungi; Ascomycota; Eurotiomycetes; Eurotiales; Aspergillaceae. The record is from the annotation of a GenBank genome assembly.